Molecule: messenger RNA, 3185 nt
Organism: Sardina pilchardus (European sardine)
Lineage: Eukaryota; Metazoa; Chordata; Actinopteri; Clupeiformes; Clupeidae
Gene: pxk
Product: PX domain containing serine/threonine kinase
Exons: 18
Coding region: 261-1982 (573 amino acids)
Biological process (GO): negative regulation of monoatomic ion transport; negative regulation of ATP-dependent activity; protein phosphorylation
Cellular component (GO): plasma membrane
Molecular function (GO): protein kinase activity; ATP binding; actin binding
Source: RefSeq, a predicted model, not a curated record
AGUUAUCGGAUCUAAACCUCAUUUCCGCCUUUUACUUGUGCGCUGGUUAGGUUCUACAUGAAAACGUAAUGCGUCGCUCUAUCCGGGUUAGGGCGGGUUUAGACGAUCUAUAAUCGUCACUGAAGUAGCACUCUGGCGGAGACAUCCUGACUCAGUGCCGGCCCCCCUAUCAUAAUGGUAGGAACUGCGUGCAGUGUUUGCUGAAUUGACAACACAAUUUUCCAGUCUCGUAACGUGAGGGCAAUUAAUUGGACGCCAGUAUGGCGUUCAUGGAGAAACCAUCACCCGGGGAGUUACUGCUGGACGACACCGUUACAUUGACAGCAGUUAUCGAAGCAAGUCAGAAUCUAAACUCUCAUACGGAAUAUAUCAUUCGUGUGCAGAGAGGUGUCACAACAGAAAACAGUUGGCAGGUCAUUAGAAGAUACAGUGACUUCGAUAUGUUGAAUAACAGCCUAUUGAUUUCUGGCCUCAGCCUACCUCUUCCCCCAAAGAAGCUUAUUGGGAAUAUGGAUAGAGAGUUCAUAGCUGAACGUCAGAAAGGACUGCAGACCUAUCUGAACUUCAUCACACAGCACCACAUCCUGUCCAGUUGUGAGCUGGUUAAAAAGUUCCUUGACACUAAUAAUUACUCCACAAACUACACUGAAAUAGCCUUACAGCAAGUAUCCAUGUUCUUCAGGUCCGAUCCAAAGUGGGAGGUUGUGGAGCCUCUAAAGGACAUUGGCUGGCGGAUACGAAAGAAGUAUUUCCUUAUUAAAAACAAAGAUCAGCCCAAAGAGCGGCAGGUCUUAAGUUGGAUUGGAUUUGGUCCUGAUAAAUUUCUCUCUGACAAAGAUUUGCUAUCCUCUAUGAAGAUGCUGCCUUCACUGUCUUGUCCCUUCAUAUACCCUGUCACCUUCGCCACCACAAAUGAAUCUUCUGCACUGAUAAUUAGGCUGUUCAAUGAGAAAGGAACACUCAGAGACCACAUCUGUAAGGUGAAACCCAAAGAGCCCUUCCUGAAGAAAUACUGUAAUCCUAAAAAGAUACAGGGCCUGGAACUUCAGCAGAUCAGGACAUAUGGGAGGCAGAUCUUGGAGGCCCUCAAAUUUCUUCAUGAUAAAGGAUUUGCAUACGGUCACCUACAUGCCUCCAAUAUCCUAGUAGAAGAUAACACAUGCAAGCUGCUGGACAUAGAGAAUUCUCUUCUGGGUCUACCCUCCUACUACAGGCCUUAUGUAACACAAUUCAGAAAAAUCAGUACUACAGAGGCCAUUGAUGUGUACUCAUUUGGACACUUACUGUAUGAAAUGGUAUACGGAAGACCUCCAGAUACUGUGCCCUUGGAACAGCUACCUCCAGCCCCUUUCACAUCUGUGGUGCCUGUGUUGCAGUCCAUUCUGUCCACUGAGGCCUGUAAAACGGGGAUGCCCACUGUUCUACAACUUCUGCAGACACCACUAUUCAAAGAUGUGUUGCUGUUUAACUCGGAGAAGGCCCAGUUCAAGAUCACCACCAAGUUAAAGGAGGCAUUGAAAACUGCCAAAGACAGCCUGGAAAAGAGACUUCAGGAGGAACAGAAAAUUAUUCAUCAGCACAGAAGGUUGACCAGAGCACAAUCUCACCAUGGUUCAGAGGAGGAGAAGAAAAGGAGGAAAAUUCUUGCAAGAAAGAAAUCCAGACAGUCAACUUAUGAGAAUGAAGAGGACCUCUCUGUGAAGUACAGUAACAACUCUGGCUCAGGUGCCAGCUCCCCACCCACGUGCCCCUCCUCCCCUACCCCACCAUCGACAUCAGGAGCCUUUGAGGCACCCCCACCACCUCCUCCUCCUCCCCUCCCUCCUACUGUGCCGUCACCGUGUGAUUCUGGCCCCCCUCCCCUGGCUCCUUCAUCAUCAAGUGGUUUGGGCCGCACUGCCCUUCUCAGCUCUAUCCAGAGCUUCAGUAAGGGCAAGCUGAAGAAAGCAGAGACCGUCGACCGCAGUAACCCCCUCAUUUGAGGUGCAACAGAGCUCUACACUUCCCUUUGCUUUAUCUUUGUCAGGUUCAUUGUUGUCAUAUGGUCUUUCAGGGUAAAACACAUGAAGAACAGGACAUACUGCUUUGUAUUUAUGAAGAUAAAGUAAUUGGGCAAACAACACAUCUUAAUUGGUCUUCCAGUCUCUUCAGUUGUCCGGCAUUAUUAAAUGCCCUCUUUGAAAGGCUUUCAUAAUCUUGCUUUAUUGAUUGCAUAAACCAGUAUGAGCUUUUCAAUUUGCGAUUCAAUUCUAAUCUGAAUGUUUGAAAGUUUUACUCUAAAAAAGGUGCCAUGGAGGUACACAUUUGAACCACCUGAUCCUGUGUUUUUAUUAUUAUUUUCAGUUACCAUAAUUUUCAUAGCUGCAGGCCAGACUUUCAGUUCACAUCUGCUGCAUUCUUUUACUUUGCAUAAUUUUAUUGUUCCAUCUUAAUCUCAAUCACAUUUCUAUGAUUAUUUGAAUAUGCACUCAAAUGAAACAGAUGGUUUGUUUGAGUUGUGAAUUUGUGCCACUUUGUACCAUUGUGCCUAUAUGUAUAUAGUAUAAAUAUGUAAGAACUGAAGUGAAUUUUGCUUCUUUGUUCUCCAUUUUGCGCCAUGCCAAAAACAUAAGUUUAUUCACCAACCAUGUUCUGUGUCUACAUUUUGCUUCAUGCAAAAAUGUUGAUGUGCAUCGUUCAGGAAUUAGCAUGAGCGUGUUACUCAAACCUAAAUUAGACAGUAGUAGGAAUCCAAAUAAUCUGCAAAUUUGCCAUUGAAGUAAAACUCAUUCCAUUUGUAUAUGCAUUUGUAUGUAUUUAACAUAGCAGCAAAACAAGCUGAAGAGAUAAAUGCCACAAUUAUUUUUGUGUUAUAUUGAAUAUAUAAGAAGUUUUAUCUUCUCUCUAUAGCACUUUACCACAUGGUCUCUCUUAGUGGUCUUGAAAAGAGUUUACAAUGAUAUAAAAUGUAUUGUGUAAUACAGCAGAAGAAUUCUUUUAAUAUAUGGUGUUGGUUAUCUGCCUUUUGCUGAAACCUUGUACAUCUUCCACAACCACUGUUUGAAGCACUUAAGGUGCAGCCUCAAGCUGUUUUUACUUAGUAGUAGCAUAGAACAUUUUUGCUUGAGUUGUCUGAAAACAUUGUGUAGAUAUGAAUUAUUUUUGAUGGAAUGGUCAUGAAAUUUUAAAUAAAUCUGACAAAAUGA